AUGGGGUUUUCGACCGCACUGCAGGGUCGGGCGGCGCAUGACGCGCUGCUCAACCGGCAGGAGGCCGAGCUGAAGCUGCUCGAAACGAUGAAGCGCUGCCUGGUGCAGAAGGCCAAAUGCGACCGGGAGUAUGCCGUGUCGCUGGCAGCGGUCACUCAGCAAGGACUCAAAAUCGAUCGUUCGGAUGAUCUGCAAGGAAGUCACAUAAUGCGUGCGUGGCGAAGCUUCAUGGAGGAAUUGGAACAUACGGCCAAACAAAUUCGCACCAACGCGGAACAGCUGGAAACGGUCUGUCACGAGAAGCUGGCCAGCUUGUACCAGGAAAAGCGACGCGUCAGAAAGCAGUACCAGGAGGAACACACCAAAAUAGCCACCCAGUUCAGCCAUCUCACAGAAGACGUCGCACGGAAGAAAAGCGAGUACCAGAAGCAUUUAGACUACUACAAACUGCUGCGGGGUCGGUUCGAGGAACACAUCAAAUCCGGCCGGUCCGGACGGAAGCUGGACGAUGUCAUCGACAAGUACCAGAAGGCCUGCCGGAAGCUGCACCAAGCGCAUAACGAGUACGUCCUGCUCAUCACCGAGGCGGUCGAGGUGGAAAAGGACUUUCGGACGAUACUGCAACCCGGGCUGCUCGAGCACCAGCAAUCCCUUCAGGAAGGUUUCAUUCAGGCGUGGAGCAACCUGCUACAAGAGAUUGCAAAGCUGAGUGACAUGACGUCGGAAAAGUUCGUCGAUAUACAGCAGCGCAUAGAGUCGAGCAUAGCGGGAAUCAACUCCACCGAGGAGUAUCGCGAAUUUACGGAGAAGCACAAAACCUCACCGACCGCACCGGUCAUUUUCCAGUUCGACGAGAGCCUCGUCGAGGACAGUCUCGGUAAGCUGCAGGCAAACACGCUGACCGUGGACAACCUUACCGUGGAUUGGUUGCGGGGCCGGCAAACGGAGCUCGAGGGCACGAUCAAGGAUCUGCAGGAGCGGCAAAACAAACUGUGCGGUGAUACGAACGGUACGAAUGGUGCUGCCGGCAGCAGUCCAGUUAGUACGCCCGGUACGAAACCAUCCACACCCAUACUGAACGGCUCGAACAGCAACGGUGCGCUAGGCAAAGAUCAUGCGGUUAACAAAUCGUCCAAGGAGCUGAACACACUACGCUGCCAAGAACGGCAAACGCUCAAGCUGGUUGACAUGAUCCGUUCGGCGCUAAAUGAAGUUGGCUGUGAGGAGCUGCCAUCCGGUUGCGAUGACCUGUCCGUGGAGCAUCUGAUCGAGAACAAAAAGUCUGUCAGCCAGGAUCUUUCGGUGGACUCACUACAACAUACCUCCACCGCGUUGGGUCUCUUCUCCUUGCGCACUGGUGGUGGUGGCGGCAGCGGUGGUGGUGUGAUGUCGAUGCUAAUGGAACAACUAAGGCGCAAAUCGGGGCCGCCAACCGUUUCAGGAUCGAGCACCGCCGGUAAGACACCACGGUCCGGACCAACGCCGGUGCAGACCCCCAAGCCGGGCCAUCGAGGAACAACGGUAACUAGCGCUGACAGUGAGCCUUUGUGUGCGACCGUUGCGUGUGUUCGUGUUGCUUCCGGGGGUGAUCUUUCACGGCCCCCCUCUAACCCGCCUGCCCGGUCGGAUGGGACCGAUGCGGACACGUACACGGAACUCCUUCCCGACGGAAACGAUUCCGACCAUCGACUGUCGAACGUUUACGUCGACAUGGAGGCGUGCCUGUUGCAGGCGCUCGAUGUGGAACGGUCGUUUGAGUAUACUAACAUUAGUAGCUGCAGCCGCAAGCAAUCGCUGCUCGCAUCCGCAGCGCAGGAUAGCUUUGGCGAACCCGAACUACCUAACCCCACUAACACGGAACAGCGCCAUGCGCCGCGGUACAGACGUUUGCGCACGCAAGCUAGCAGCGAGGAUAGUGAAAUGCAUUUGCUUAACCACCGGUACCAUAGCCGGGCACCGGAUGAGCACGACGACGACGAUGAAGGUGGCAGUGGCACCACAGCGGAUGACUUGAACGAUUCCAAAAACAAUCUGCUGCGGGACGAAAGUUUCGACGACAGCCACAGGCAGGAAGCGUCACCAUUUCACGGCAUUGUCGAUUGUUCGUGGGCGCGGGGUUCUGCAGAGGAGCUGGAUGCCGAUGCAAACAAGUAUCUCACGAUGAGAAAGGAAGGAUCCGUACCCACCGUUGAAGCGAGUCCGUCGAAAACGCUUGAGGAUCAGUGGAAAUCGUCGAUUGAACGACAUCUGGACAAUAUCGAUGCGCUCAACCAGAAGCUAGACGAACACCAACGGUUGGCAGCCCGGCUGUCCGAGGAGUAUGAGUACGUUCGCGUCCAAACACUACGACCCGGUGCCUCGCUACAGCAACCGAACCAUUCCAACCCAUCCAAACCACCGGUGACGUUCGAGAAGAUGCACAGCUUCCGGGAGAAGAUCAAGCGUCGAAUCAAGGGAUCGAAGGCGGAAGGUGAUAAGGCAGAUCGUUCCGUGUCUCCCGAUACGCCCGAUCAAGGGGAAAGCUUUUCGGGUCGAUUGAGAAACCGCAUCACUGCCCACCAUACGCAGCGACAGUUUCGCCUCAUGAAGGACACGGACUCGGCGAGCCCAUCGACCGAUCGGUCGCUCGCGGAACGAGUUCCAAACGGUGCGUCCUCUAACGGUCGCAAAAAGAAGAAACGUAAGGCAUCGAAAGCGAACCGAACCGCACAGCAAAGACAGCAGAGCCGCCUCGGCUCGGCUGAUGCACUGCAACGUCAGCAACCGUGCCAUCCGCAGCAAUCGGAAGAUGAACUUUUGGCCGAAGAAAAUCUUGGACUUUCGCCCGAGCACACUGGUCCAAAGGCUGGUGGUAUAUCUUUUUCGCAAACUGUCCGCGCAACCUGGCGAGAACUGAUGCACUCCACCAACAAGGUGAAGGACUCUUCCCUAAAUCUUACCCUCCGAUCGGAUAGACCAGAAGAAAAGCUCGAUCUGAUAGCGGAUCAGGAUCGGCAAGGGUUGCUCUCGAUCCGGUUCACAUUUUCCGACGGUGAACGAAAGCAAGAGCUAGUGGAGGGAGCACCAGAUUUGAACGCCACCGGAGACUACUGCGUCCCGUUGCUUGUGUCCCGAAGCGAAGACAAUAAGUUGCAAGACGUUGCGCCGGAGACAUCCCAACCGGACCCGGUGGCAGCUGCAACACAACGCGGAAAUAAAGCGGGACCCAAUAGCUUGAAGAGUAAUCUCCGAGACAAACUGACCAAGCUGGUGCACAAAAAAACCACCAGCAAUUCAUCACUGUCGGCAGGCCGAUGGACGACGACCUCGCCGCAAGUUUGUCGUACGUGUUCCAAAAGGAUUGUGCCUCGCUCGGGCGAUGGGGGCGGUAUGCAUCCAAGUCGCACGGUGUUGGAUUUUAGGAAAGAAUUCCCCGAUAUUGACAUCUGCGAAGGGGACUGCGGCGGUUGGGCAGGGGAUGGCGUUAAAGGUGAUGCCCAACGGUGGCCACUUUCGGAGAUGAUCAAUCUCGAGUACGAAGAUAUCGAUGUGCUAACGAUCAAACCCCAUAAAUUAAUCGAUCCCUCCGAGGGUGGCGUCGGUGUGAGUAUGACUUUAUCGACAAACCGUCCGCUGCACGAGGAAGAAUGGUUCCACGGUGUGCUGCCCCGGGAGGAAGUUGUACGAUUGCUGCGCAACGAGGGCGACUUCCUGGUGCGCGAAACGACCCGCAACGACGAGAGUCAAACCGUGCUAAGUGUCUGCUGGAACGGACACAAGCACUUUAUCGUGCAAACGACGGCUGAGGGUCAUUAUCGGUUCGAAGGGCCGGCCUUCCCGAGCAUACAGGAGCUGAUCGUGCAUCAGUACCAGUCCGAGCUGCCAGUCACGGGACGUUCCGGGGCGGUACUGCGCAAACCCGUGCUGCGCGAACGCUGGGAACUCAGCAACGACGAUGUGAUUCUGCUGGACAAGAUUGGCCGUGGCAAUUUCGGCGAUGUGUACAAGGCGAAGCUGAAAUCGUCCAAAAACACGCUCGUAGCCGUUAAGACCUGCAGGAUGACGCUGCCCGAGGAGCAGAAGCGCAAGUUUCUCCAGGAAGGCCGCAUCCUGAAGCAGUACGAUCAUCCGAACAUUGUCAAGCUUAUCGGUAUCUGUGUGCAGAAGCAACCGAUCAUGAUCGUGAUGGAGCUGGUGGCCGGCGGUUCGUUGCUAAUGUUUCUGCGCAAAAACGCCUCCACGCUGGGACAGCGGCAGAUGAUGGGCAUGUGUCGGGAUGCGGCGGCCGGUAUGCGCUACCUGGAAUCGAAGAACUGCAUCCAUCGGGAUCUUGCCGCCCGCAACUGUUUGAUCGGGAAUGAAAACAUUGUAAAAAUCUCCGACUUUGGAAUGUCCCGCGAGGAGGAAGAGUAUAUAGUUUCUGGCGGCAUGAAACAGAUCCCGAUCAAAUGGACCGCACCGGAAGCGUUGAACUUUGGCAAAUACACAUCACUUUGUGACGUCUGGUCGUACGGUAUAUUGGUGUGGGAAAUUUUUAGCAGAGGCGAUACACCGUACUCCGGCAUGAGCAACUCGAUGGCACGCGAACGGAUAGACGAGGGCUAUCGCAUGCCGACACCGGAAGGUGCCCCACCCGAGAUGUACCGACUUAUGCUCAAGUGUUGGUCAUACGAACCGGAAAGCCGACCACACUUUGAUGAGAUUUACAGUGUCGUUGACGCACUGUUGCUCUGCACCAAGGACUGA
Messenger RNA from Anopheles marshallii, 4725 nucleotides. Its product is annotated as tyrosine-protein kinase Fer-like. Gene Ontology annotation, biological process: peptidyl-tyrosine phosphorylation. Lineage: Eukaryota; Metazoa; Arthropoda; Insecta; Diptera; Culicidae. The transcript is spliced from 10 exons. The coding region runs from base 1 to 4725 and encodes 1574 amino acids. The record is from RefSeq and is a predicted model, not a curated record. Gene Ontology annotation, molecular function: ATP binding; non-membrane spanning protein tyrosine kinase activity.